AUGGCGUGCGCUCGGCGGCAAGACAGUCAUAUCGCUAUGUAUUGUCCUAACUGCGGGAAAGAGCUGGUUGAGCUGUCACCAAACUUUUGCAGCAACUGUGGCAAGAGGAUUCAAGAAAUAUGUGUCGGAAGUACUCCACAGCCUUCAAUUGGAAAUUUGUCAGACUUGUCUGACUCUGACCCAGAGAUUGUUAUUAAAAAAUCCUCAGAGUUGGAUCUUGCUGAUACACUGAAAGAUCCAGGCACCCGUGAAUGUCUCACUGUCCAGAGCUCCUGUUACAGAAACUACACCAACCUGUUUGAACCCAUUCUGAUUGACGACGAAGACGAUGUUGAAGAUCUUACUCAUGACAAAGAGAAAGAGCUGCCUACAGAAGAGCCUGUAAAAACAAAUGUGCAGGCACAUGAAAUUAUUGCACAUCUGGCACUGGCAAUUGACCGCAAGAAGGUCAGCAGGUUCAAUAUAUGUCGGUCAGAUGUAUGGGAUGGAGCUGUUCGCGGAUUUCAACGCAGCACGUACUCUGACAGCAAUGACAUGUUCAUCAAGUUUAAUGACGAUGCUGGCUGCUUUGAAGAAGGGUUGGAUACAGGCGGCCCAAGGCGUGAAUUCCUUACACUUCUCAUGAGCCAUCUGAGAAAUCGCCCCAUCUUCGAUGGACCCCCAGAAAACCGUUAUCUUGUCUGCAAUUCAAGAGCUGCCAGGGAAGAUGAGUAUUUUUUAGCAGGAAAGAUGAUUGCUGUAUCCAUUGUACACGGGGGACCAGCACCACAUUUUCUGUCAAAGAACCUGGUCAACCACAUGAUAGGGAAUCCAAGUUUCAGCGCAACUGUAGAAGAUGUGCAAGAUGAGGAGAUAGGGAAAGUUCUGCAGCAGGUCCUGGAAGCAGAAUCAGAGGAAUCUCUGCAAAAUGUAAUUUUGCAAAACAGUACCAUGUUCCAAACUGCUGGAUGCCUCAGAAGUGUGAAGACAUGUGAGAAGCAAGCUUUUGUGGAGGAGUAUCUCAGAUGGUACAUCAUUGACAGAAACCACAGUGCCAUUCAACGAUUCAAAGAUGGAUUGGCAAGUCUUGGUUUCCUCCCUGCACUGCAGCAGCAUUCCAGUGUUCUGUCCCCAGUCUUAUGCUUCUCUGCCAAGGCCCUGACUGCUUCAGACUUGGAGACCAUGUUCAGACCAGAUCUCAGCGCAACAGGAAGCAACAGGCGUCAGAAGGAGGGAAAAACACUGGGCUUUUGGGCAGAUUAUCUCCUUGAUUCAGAAGAAAAAAUGACAGCUGUAUCUCUGGAAGAUCUGUUGAUGUUUGCUACAGGUCUGGCAGCACUUCCACCAGCAGGCAUAAUGCCACCUCCACGCCUCGAGUUUUUAAGUGAUUCACCUUUUCCAGUUGCAAACACCUGUGCAAAUACACUGAAGCUACCGCUUUUGGAAUCAUACAUUGUUUUUAAGGCAAACAUGGACUUUGGGAUCCAAAAUGCUCCAGGAUUCGGCUGUCAUUAAAUCUAAGGUCAAAUGCCAGUUACUGAUUCCUGUUCAGUCUAGUUCAGAUGCUGUUGGCAUACUACCACUGUAAGCAAGUUUUGUAACACAUUGAAGCGAAAAGCUACUUUAGUGUUUUGCUAAACAUUUUUGGUGUUUUUUGGUUCGCAGAGCUAAAUAAUUUACAGUAUAGGCAAGUUGAAACAUGCUGAACACGUUGUUACAGAGUUUUAUUCAGAAUGUGUCAAGUCUGUCUUCAGGGUUAAGACUGAAUACACAGUUCAUUUUAAAUGUUUUAAUCCACCUGUCGCUUUGUAUGUUUUGAAUAAUGUAUUACUUUUCAUUUUAGCAGAAGGAACAGGAAACAAAAGAUCAAAAAUUUGGGUUCAGGUAGUUUGUCCAAAACCUGGCUAUAUCUUUCAGCAAUAAAUACAGUUCUGUGGCUGAUUCCCAGUC
This is a messenger RNA of Archocentrus centrarchus (flier cichlid), 1929 nucleotides long. RefSeq names its product G2/M phase-specific E3 ubiquitin-protein ligase-like. NCBI's taxonomy places the organism in Eukaryota, Metazoa, Chordata, Actinopteri, Cichliformes, Cichlidae. The transcript is spliced from 9 exons. Gene Ontology annotation, molecular function: ubiquitin protein ligase activity. The record is from RefSeq and is a predicted model, not a curated record. Bases 1 to 1494 code for a protein of 497 amino acids. Gene Ontology annotation, cellular component: cytoplasm; Golgi membrane; nucleus. Gene Ontology annotation, biological process: Golgi organization; membrane fusion; protein polyubiquitination.